Messenger RNA from Mycotypha africana, 683 nucleotides. RefSeq names its product AAA domain-containing protein. Gene Ontology annotation, cellular component: cytoplasm; nucleus. The transcript has 3 exons. The record is from RefSeq and is a predicted model, not a curated record. NCBI's taxonomy places the organism in Eukaryota, Fungi, Mucoromycota, Mucoromycetes, Mucorales, Mycotyphaceae. Bases 67 to 588 code for a protein of 173 amino acids. Gene Ontology annotation, molecular function: ATP binding; ATP hydrolysis activity; AMP kinase activity.
AAAUUUUCAUCUUUUUUUUUUUUUUGUUUUCACUCUUUUUGUCAUUGUCAACCGCAUCCAUAGAUCAUGGAACGAUCAUUACCCAAUAUUCUUGUCACUGGUACACCAGGUACUGGUAAAACAACCACCAGUGAAAUGAUUGCCGAAGCAACUGGUUUAAAACAUGUCAAUGUGGGAGAACUUGUGAAAACGCAACAACUUCACGAAGGAUAUCUUGAAGAAUUCGAUACACAUAUCCUUGAUGAAGAUAAGCUAUUAGAUGAAAUGGAAGACAUGAUGAAAGAAGGAGGAAAAGUAGUCGACUUUCAUACAUGCGAAAUCUUUCCCGAAAGGUGGUUUGAUCUCGUCCUUGUGCUUCGCUCGGAUACAGCCAACUUGUAUGACCGUAUGGUGAAAAGAGGCUACAAUAAGCGAAAAAUAGAUGAAAAUAUGGAAUGUGAAAUCAUGCAAGUUGUAUUAGAAACAGCACAUGAAUCCUAUGCGCCAGAGAUUGUGGUUGAAUUACAAAGCAAUACAGUGGAUGAUAUGGAAAGUAAUGUAGAACGAGUACAGAUGUGGUUGGAUGCAUGGAAAAAGAACAAUGUGUAAAUAGAUUUUUUCCGUGGAUAACGUUGUAUAUAUUAUAUUCAUCAGUAAAAAAAGAAGACGAGGGUCGAUGGUGGAGGCAUCAUCAUGAUGGGCCA